UAUGGAGAAAGAAGGAUUAGCUAUGAAUAAUGGAACAUAAAUGAUGGCAGCAAUAAAUUUAGAAACUUUAAUGAGAUCAUAAUAUGUUAUGAAUGCAGCAGAUUUAGCUUUAGGAUUAACAAGUUAUGCUUUAUAAAGUAAUAUAUUAUUUUUAUAUAUUAAAUUAAAUAGUUAAUUAUAAUUUCUUAAAAUGUAAUUAAGAAAAUAAUUAUUAUAAAACAAUAAAUAUUACUUUAAAUUUAAUUGGAGAGACAUGGUAGACAUAGUAGAUAUUAUAAGAAUAAAAUAAAACAAAUCCAAAAAGUAUUUAGAGUACUUUUACUAUUCAUUAAACAAUAAGAUAAUCAAUAGAAGAGAAUUUAAAAAUCUUAGAAAGAGAAAUAAAUUCAACCAGUGAUAAUCCUAUUAUUGAUAAUGAACAUUAAUCUGCAAGAUCAGGUGGUAAUUUUCAUGGAGAAUAUAUGGGAAUAUUGGCUGAUAAUAUGUGUAUAGCUUUAUAAAGACUAUGUAUAUUUAGUGAAGUAUUCUAAUUAUCUGUAUUGUAAAUUAGAGAAGAUAAGAAAGAUUAGUAAAUUCUGAAAUUGGUGAUUAUGUUUUUAACAUCUAAAGGAGGAUUACUUAAUGGAUAUAUGAUUCCUUAGUAUACAAGUGCUGCUUUAGUCUCUGAAAAUAAAGUACUUAGUCAUCCUAGUUGUAUUGAUACUGUUCCUACUUCUGCUAAUAUAGAAGAUCAUGUCUCUAUGGGAGCAUAUACUGCUAGAAAAGCAAUUUAAGUUGUUUAAAAUACUGAAUAUAUUAUUGCUAUUGAAUUAAUGUAUGCUGCAUGAGGAUUAGAAUUUGCUAAAAAUUAAUUACCACCUAAAAUUUAACAUUGUCUUCAAUUUAUUAGAAAUAUUAUUCCUAAUGUUAAAACUUAAGUACCCCAUUUAUAUUUAUACUUCAAGGAUAUUUUUAUGAAUUAAUAUAUGUUGAAAUAAUG
Messenger RNA from Paramecium sonneborni, 979 nucleotides. Lineage: Eukaryota; Ciliophora; Oligohymenophorea; Peniculida; Parameciidae. The record is from the annotation of a GenBank genome assembly.